Cyphomyrmex costatus is the source of this 8067-nucleotide messenger RNA. Its product is annotated as calcineurin-binding protein cabin-1. Gene Ontology annotation, cellular component: nucleus. Lineage: Eukaryota; Metazoa; Arthropoda; Insecta; Hymenoptera; Formicidae. Gene Ontology annotation, molecular function: nucleosome binding; protein binding. Gene Ontology annotation, biological process: chromatin organization. The transcript has 19 exons. The record is from RefSeq and is a predicted model, not a curated record.
UGCUUGGCCCGAUCAACUCGAUGGCAUAUUGGCAUGGCGGCGUGUUAAAAAACCGGUUGUUUUGUUGACGUUUUGUACGUAGCCGACACCACACGAAUUCGGCAGGAUGAUCAAGAUUUCGGCGCUCAACGAAGAGUCAAGUGAGGAAAGCGAGGAGGAGGAUUUACCCACGAUCACGAAGGAAGCACAGGAACAAAUAGCACUAACAGAAUACAAUAAAGCCCUGGAGCUGUUGAAAGAGAACAAACAUGAGGAAGCACUGAUUGUCUUCAAAGAUCUUCUAGACACUGAACUGUUAGACGAAGUAGAAAAACCUGAAGUACCAGAUGGUAGGUCCAGACCAAUGUUAUCCUUAAAAUAUUCCUGCUUCAAGAACAUUGGUGCCAUUCAAGCAGCUUGUGAGAAUUAUGAGGAAGCUGUAGAGAAUUAUUGGGAGGCUGCAAACCUGGACGAUUCUGAUGUAACAUUAUGGCAUAGGAUUGGUACAUUAGCUAUGAAGAUUUCCAAUUUGGAAUUAGCUUGUUCGGCAUUCAAGCAAGGACUGAAAUGUAAUAUUAAUCACUGGCCAUGCUUGGACAACCUCAUAACUGCCUUAUAUGCCGUUCCUGAUUAUAUGAACUGUCUGUUAUAUAUUUCUAUGGCAUUGGAAAGAGAUCCUAAUUAUGUGAAAGGUCUAGCUUUUCGUGACAAGAUAUUUAAAGACAUUCCAUGUAUGGAAGAAUGUUACAAGCUAUACAAUAGCGACUGGCAGAUGGAUCCACCUUUGUAUACAGAAUAUGAUCAUAUAUUGGGUGACAAAUUAUUAGCAGAGGCAAAGGAAGUUUCUAGAAAGUGGGCGGAAGUUUGCAAAGCAGAGUUUACACCAAAACCUUUACCAGAAUUGAUUUUAAGAAUGCCCUUAACAAGCUGCACAUGGUUGGCUCUCGGAGAAAGUCUACUAGACAUGCAUAGAUAUAUUACUGAUAAUAAUUUGAAUUUUGUCAGUAAAAUUGUAUUAUCAGUCCAAAAACCUGAUGAUAAGAAUACAGUGAGUAAUGAACUAGAAACUGCAGAAAAUAGUGUAAGUAUAAUGGAAAUGGAUCAACAAAAUGAUUUGAUUCCGAAUGGAGAGACUGAUAUCAAAGCUAUUAAAAUUGAAACGGAAGAUUGCGAGAUAUUAGACGACAAUCAAGUUUUUAAUACAGACACAGCAAUGGAAAUUGAAAUCGAAGAGGACAAAAAAUCUUGCUCAAGCGAUGUGCAAAUAGUUGAAGACGAAGAUCCUUUAAGAAUGUCUGACACAGAUGGUUUACAAAGUGAAGAACAAACUGAAACAAAAAACAUAGAAUCGGAGGAACAGAUGCAUUCUGAAGCAGAUGCAAAUAUCGACAAAUUAGAGAGCGACAAAGUAACAGACGAUAUUUACUGCAUAGAUAAUGGAGUACCUAAUGAGAAAUCUAGUGAUAAGGAAAGUGAUAAAUCAAGUGAUAAGGUUUCUGAAAAAGGUACUGAAAAAACAAACGAUACAAUGUGUAAGGCAGACGGUAAAACUCAUUCCGAGAAAGCUGAUGGAAAAGAAGAAGGACAAAAAGUGAAGAAAAGACGUAGAAGUGCAUUAUGUUUUCUGCAACAAUGGGCCUGGAGUUGCAGCAGCAUGAGGCGAUCUGCGAGAGUAAGAGGACCAAACAGAAGAGAAGCAGAGAGGGACGAUGUUCAGUUAGAAGAAACACUUAGAAGAUUAUUUCCUAGUACUCUAUUACCCGAUACAGUAAGAUUGACUAAAGAUGAUUCUACUAAAAAUCUGGAUGAUUCCAUGGACACUAUGGAUAUGUACCAAUUAUUUGCGAAUCGAGAGAAUAAUAAGAAUGUGGAAACUCUUAAAUGCUCGGAAAGUUCUAAAUCGCCAAGUCCUGAUACAAGUCAACCACAGAAAUACUUUGGAACAGAAUCUGAAAUUGCUGAAGUGGAUGCAUUUAUAAAUAAACACAGCAGUAAAAGCAAUUUAAUGAUAAUUAUCACAAAAUUUGCAGAAUUUUUAUGUACUAAAUGGAAUCAAGAAUGGCCAAAAGGAAUGUCAGAUAUUUAUCUACAAGCAUAUGCUUUUAUGAGACAACAUAUUCCACAUUUAUCACCAUUUGAUGAAGAUGUCAAUGACAAAGUUCUAAAAUUAGAUACCGAAGCGACAUUGUUAUUUGGCGAACUUCAUACAGACAGAUGGCUAGAUAAUAAACCAGACAUCACACCAAGUCCAACAUUAGAUAAACUUAGCACUGGAAUGCCAGCAGAAGAAUUAGGACAUAUAAUAUUCGCAAGUGUUAGACAGGAUCUUCUAAAUGAAGAAAAUUUAUACACGUUACUGAGAAUUCUAUGGCUAAAAAGUAACAUUUUUCUGUGCCAAGGUGAUAUAGACGUAGUCAUAGAAACAUUAGAACUGUUGUUGAACCGUCUGCAUGAAAUGGAAAGUAAAAGCCUAAAUCCAUGUGUUAUGCUUUUAAAUUGUAAAAAUAAUUCUCAAAUUAGUACCAAACUUGUAAAGAAAAAGCUGACAUCAAUCCAAAGAGGUCAAAAAUUAGGUGAGAUUCAACAUCUGUAUGAGGAGAAAAAAUAUGCAGAAUUGGCUUGUAUAUUGCAGGAUACUUUUAAAUUUGCUAAACAGAGACACAAACUGUUGGUAAUUAAUGAAAAUAUCGUCGACAGAGUUCGACAAUUAAACAUGUUACUUGAUAGCUUGUGGCAACUUCAACAAUAUGAAGAAUGUUACGUCUGGGCAGAGGCUUGUCUGAAUGAGUCAUGGCAAAAUUACUUGAAUUCGUCUGACGAAGCCGAGCAGAAGAAAUGGACAAGUUCUGUUGUAACAGCACUUGAGAAAUUAGAAGCUUGUACGAUCGAAGCCAGUGUUUUUAUUGUAAAAUAUCUAUCGGAACCUCGUUUAUCGAGAUUGGUACAAAAUUUAGUCCACAUCGUUUGUCAUCAGUUGGAUGUACCAGAAAGUGCUGUGGAGAUGCCGUUGGAGACUGUUCUACCUUGGAUCUUGUUACAUUACAUUCUACAAUACAAAGAAGAUAAGGAAAGAGCAAAGACAGAGUCUUAUAAAAAUAAAUCGCACAGUUCUCAUAAUUCUGAAUCAGAUGACGAAGACGACGGCAUUCCACCAUCUAUCAUGAUUUUAUUUAUUGCUCAUGAAUUUAUCGGUAGACAUUCGUGGUGUUGUUUCAACGAAGCAAAACUUUUAUUUUUUAUUAUGAAUCUUAUCAUACCGCAUCUCGAAACUCCUCUGUAUAUUUCUAUUAAGAAUAGACUCACGAAAUAUUUGGAACAGAUAUUUUAUUGCCUAUAUGGUCAUCCAAAUAGGGUGAACAAAAUGCGGCCAAAGUAUCUUCAGGAUCAUGGAGUACCACAAAUGGAAUUAACCUGGGAUGGGGCGCAGCUGUUGUUUGAUUUUUAUAAACCGAAACAGCUUCCAAACUUUCAAUCCCCCAGAGUUCUUUCCAUCAGUAUGGACACAGAGAUACUGUUUAAGAGAAUAAUUAGAUUAGUUCCUCAGGAAAGUGAUCCGAAUCAAAUAGUAGACGAAAUGACGGCAUACAUAAUCGGUGCGAAAGAUAAGAUGCCGAGCGUAAUGAAACCUUUACCGCACUCGAUAUCUACCAUUUACUAUUUAUUGGGUGAUUUUUAUUUUAAAAACAAUAAGUGGGAACACGCAUGCCGGUAUUAUCUAUUAGAUUUGUGUUUAUAUCCGAAGGGAUUAAAUUCAUGGGCAGGUUUAGCUAUGGCAACGGGCAGCAUAAUUGAGAAUUGGUUGAACAGUUACAGACCUGUAGGAAAGGAUAAGUUUCUCAAUAAGGCAAAAAUGGCACAGUCAAGUUAUCAACAUGCUAUUGAGCUAGCACCUGGUCAUUCUGUAAUUUGGACAGAGUACGGGAAUUUUGUUUACGUGGUUCAUUCGUUUUGUUCGCGAUUGCUCAAACAAGAGACCGAUACGUUAAGUAUGGAGAUAUUUGAAAUUUUGGAAACUAGAAAAGAAGAGAUGCUAAAGAUUGCAGAUCAGUGUUUUGAAUCUGCUAACCGAAUAUGUCAAACUAUUGAAGAAACAUCCAUACAGCAUGAUGAAAGAUGGCUUUAUCAGUACAUGCUUGGUAAAGUUGCAGAGAAGAAAAAUCAGGAUCCUCCUAUAUUCUUAGAACAUUACGCAAAGGCUAGUGAAUUAUUGUAUGAUAAUAACGCUCAAUAUCCACGUAGAAUAAGCCAUAAGAGUCCACAAAAUCUGUCUAUAGAAGCCCUAGAAGUUCAUUACCGAAUUCAUGCGAGUAUAUUAAAAUAUUUGGAACAACACGAGGGAAAGCCACUGAAGAAAUCAUUAGGUCAAUUGUUUCAUUGGCAUCUUAAAAAUUGCUCUGAAGGGCCCUUUAUGACGUAUCAAUCUAAACUUAACGAUAAGAAAAAAGAAGAGAACGAUAUUGAGAAAAGUAUUACGAAAGAAGUCGACAGUACAGAUACGGAUAAAAAUGUAGCAGUAUGUCAACGCUCAAAUAGUAUUGAAGAGAUAGAAAUCAUAGAUAAGUCAAAUAAAAUCUCUGAUAUUAAGUCUACAGAACUAGGAAAGUCUGAAAGUCGUAAACGAUGUCCUGAUGAACUGUUACAUGACAAUACAAAGAGAAUAAAGUUAAGUAGUGUCUCACAUUUACAAUUAAUGCAGGAUGUCGUAGCCUUAAUAGAUGAUUUAAUUACCAAAGUUUGUGAUAUAGUGUCGCAAAAGGAAAAAACUAGCGACGAUAUAAUGAUUAUAUCUAGUGAUGAAAGUAAUGAAAUAAAAUUGCAAAAGAAGAAACUGGAGGACAUGAGUGCCGAUAAAACGAAAUUGCAGUCAAAAACCGAGGAGAAAAGUUCAGUAAAUAUAUUAACAGUUGAUUCUGUACGUAAGACCGAUGACGUACAGGACUUAAUGGAUGCUCUCAUGAAACAGGCAAUGGAAAUUAGUCAGGAAACUCAGCAAUCUUCAGCGGAUGAUGAGGAUACCAGAAGAUUUGAUGGCAAAUGGUUACAAAAUGAAGAUUUGCAAUCUACUGAAAAGGAAAAUAAAGAUAAAAUAGAAGAGAGGAGAAAAACACAAACCAAUGCGAAUGAAGAAAUUACUUUAAGUAGAAGGGGCUCUCAAGAAAGUACCACAACGACACAAACUACAACUACGACUACAGAAACAAAUAAUUCGAGCUCUAGUAGUAGUGAGGAAUCUAGUAGUAGCGACGAUAGUUCUGACAGCGAUAGCUCUAGCGAUAGUGAUAGUGAAUCUAUGGAUAGUGACGCGGAUAAAAAGAAGAAAGAUUCUAAUAAUGUAGAAAAUGAGGCACAGAUGCCAGAAGAAGAAGUAGCGACAUUAAUCGCAUAUUGCUUAGCUGGUUUGGAACAGUGUAUAUUAAGAUUUGCAGAACAUCAUAAGUCUUUUUAUAGACUUUCACACUUCUUCUUUAAUAAUAAAAAGGCGAAGAAUAUUGUAAAAUGUAAGGAUCUCUUAUUAGGAACAUAUACUUGUCAAUUCUAUCCUGGACAAACUUUUCAAGGACUUUUCGCCGAGAGAAGAAGUACCAACUUUUUUUAGGGUGUGUGGCACAUUCCUAUCAAUGAAAUUGACAGACCUGGAAGUUUUGCUUCACACAUGUCGAAAUGUGUGACGUUACUCAUGCAGGUGUUAAAAGAGAGUAACGAUAGUCGAAUGUUAAUGCAAUUGUGCAUACAACUUGGAAAAAUUCCAGAUUCAGACAAAAAAUACUUGCGUGAUUCUGAGAGAGAACAAUUAUCCCGACAAGCUUUGACACUUUGCCAACAGUCACUCAGAAGCAGAAUUCAAACGAUGGGCUCAGUAAAUACAAUCGACAGUGUACACCUCAUUAGAACAGACUCUAGAACACAAGUACUACUUGAUGUAUACGAAACAUAUCAACUUGUCCAGAAACAUUUUCAAGGCAAAGAAUCGACUAUACAAGCAUUUGCAACAUUAUUGACAGAUACGUAUAAGAUGUACAUAGGAAAUAAAAACUUGGAAGGAAAUGUCUUGGAGAUUGCUAUUAAGUGUUGUCAACGUCAGAUACAGGCAAACAAACUCGCAUCUAUUAAUAGUAGUAAUAGUUCCCACGUACCACCUCAAAUCGCCUCUACUAUUCCGGCACCCAUACCACAAGUGCCAGUGAAUUCAACGUCUCCGCAAACAUUGCAAAAUCGUAAACCACACAGAAAUUUGACAUCUACCGGACGUCCGAGGGGACGUCCACCAAAUGUUAAUAAAUACUUGCAACAUGCUCUGCAACAAAGUGGCAACGUAAUGAAUCAGUUCAGUUCCAAGGGUAACUUUGCGAAUUACAUGGGUGCGUCUGGACCAAAUCGUUCUCUGAUAAAUCCUUAUUUUAUGAGUCCGUUAGUUGACGCAAAUAUGUUAUCGGCUAUACUAGCCAGUGGACUAAACAGCAAUAUAAUGGAUCCUCUAGCGGCUAUGACCUAUUUAAAUCAAGUAGGAAGUUAUCAAGACAUCCUGAGACAAUAUCAAAACAACUUAUCGUCAUUGACUAAUCUUACUAGCGGCUUAAACAAUCCUGGUACCACUAUAACCAGCAUGAGCAAUGUUUCAACAAUGAGUACAUCCAACUCUAAUGUCAAUACUUCAAGUAACAUUACUAAUUUAAAUAGUCUAAAAGGUUCUUUAGAUCCUAUGACAGCGUCAGUACAACAAUUACUGAGUUUAAGUAAUUCUACAGUAUCAACCUUACGACCGACACCUAUGUACCAUCAAGCGACAACCAAGACUACCACAACUAUGUCACUGACGAAGGAUCGACCUAAUAUAUCUAUAACGCCAGUUAGCACCUCGAUGAGCCAGCAGCCUCAUCACAAAACGUCGAAGCCGCCCAACAAGCAACCGAGCUCUCAGACCGAACCAGUGUUACCCGUCCAUAUUCCUAAAUCACUUCAGAUAUCGCCUACGAAACCGGUAUUACACUCGUCGAACACGUCGGCACAAGUAUCCUUACUCAAACCAUCCAUUAUUCAACAGGUCAAGAGCAGUCCGCCUAAGCAAAUAACCGCGCCGCAGAUACGAGUCUCAAAAUCCUUAACUGAACCGCAACCCGCACACAAUCCGUCGCUAUCGCACUCGCCUUUAAAGAACAGCAGUAGUACCGUUACUACGAAUCCGACCGCAACCAUGCCACACAUCCCCCACACAUCCAUGGGUGCACCGGUGAUCAUAAAACAGCAAACAUUAUCCAUGAACUUACCGAACGUAUCACGUUCCGGUACGUCGUUACAACAUAAAUUAUUGUCGAAAAAGAACUCGCGACCUUACUCAACACAAACGAACGUUCAGAAUCAUCCUGUGAGGAAAGCAAAGUCGACAACCAAGAUGGCAACGAUGUCAGUGCCAAUGUCUGGCAAUUUCCCAAAUCUACUGAAUGCAAUGCCAUCGGCAAGUUCUGUCCCGAUGUCGCAAUCGCCUUUUAUACCUCCAGAAUUAAGCGGCAUUUCUGUGAGUCCCGUCGGUUCACAACCUGGCGGUAUUAAGACCGCGGCUGCGGCCGCGGCCGCUAAGUAUCAUAACUACAAGAAAUCCAUCAGCAAGCCAAAAUCGACUGCGACAUCAGCGAUAGAGGUGCCAAGCUCAUUACCAGCUUCAUUUACUUCCGGUUCAGUCGAGGCACUUUCAAUGUUGUCGCAAUUACAACAGCACUCUCAUCUGGAAAUAAUACCGCAACAGAAGGCGCCAUUGAAGUCGAACAUAGAUUAUAAAACUCUUUCAGCUUCCGUGAAUGUAGUGCCACCGAAAGUCCCAGAAACUUUGAGAUCGUCGACAACCGCCGAAUGUAUAUCUAUGUAUGAUUUACCUAGAGCAAAAACUGCUAACGUUUCAAACAAAAAAACACAAGAUAAACUCCUCACUGAUAACGUCGAAAUUAUAACAUUAGACGAUUAAAGUUAAAAGUAGCUCAAAUAAGUCACGGACGUUUUGCAAUUAUUUUGCAUAAUGACUUUUCAAGGAGUAUUUACAGUUGUCUACUUGAUAAUCAAUUUCUUGCACUGACAAACUGUAUUGGCGUAAUAGCG